This is a messenger RNA of Metopolophium dirhodum (rose-grain aphid), 1095 nucleotides long. RefSeq lists its product as uncharacterized. The coding region runs from base 1 to 1095 and encodes 364 amino acids. NCBI's taxonomy places the organism in Eukaryota, Metazoa, Arthropoda, Insecta, Hemiptera, Aphididae. Gene Ontology annotation, biological process: DNA replication, removal of RNA primer. Gene Ontology annotation, molecular function: nucleic acid binding; RNA-DNA hybrid ribonuclease activity. The transcript has a single exon. The record is from RefSeq and is a predicted model, not a curated record.
AUGCCCCUGCAUAUUAAACGCCAGGAAAACGUCAUGAUGCUGGCCAUACAACUUGCUAGAAACAAUAUGGUAUCAUCUGUACAAUCAUGCCCGUCCAUACAAGCAAUUGUAGACGAAAAUAAUCUGAACCUCAAAGACAUUAUUAUCUCCCAAACGCCCUUCUUUCCUCCAUGGACCUCGAUCUCUAAUAUGAUAGACACAAGUCUUACCAGUCUGCCCAAAAACACAACCAGCUCACAAAUUUAUGUUCAAGAAUUCAAAAACAUUUUAGAUCAGUACUCCAAUUUUAUAAAAAUUUACACCGACGCAUCCAAAGCUGAAAGCAACGUGGGAAUCGCUAUCAUAUACAAUGACGUAGAAGAAAUAACAUACAAACUUUCAGUAGAAUGCUCCAUAUACACCGCUGAAGCAAUUGCUAUUCUUAAAGCCCUUGAAUAUUCACUAGAAAAACAAAAUAAUAACUUUGUCAUCCUAAGCGACUCCCUAAGCUCUAUAAUAAGUAUUGCCAACACUCACAAACCUAAUGAUAUAUCAAAGAAGAUUCAGCUUGCUAUCUCUGCCCACCACGUCAAAGGAAAUGUAGUAAAAUUAAUGUGGGUUCCAGGACACUCAUCAAUAAAAGGCAAUGAAAAAGCUGACAUGCUCGCUAAAAAAAUAGCAUUAACAACCCCCAACGGCAUUAUCACAAACAUCUCUGCUCACGAUGCUAAACGCACAAUAAAACUCAUAUCAGCAAAAUCCUGGCAAAACCUGUGGUCCACACAGAGAACUAAACUUAAUGAGAUAAAGCAAUCAACCCUACAUUGGCCAAACAACCACCCAAAUCGGAAAAUAGAAUCCAGCAUCAAUAGACUCCGAAUAGGCCACACCAAACUCACUCAUGGUUACCUAAUGUCUCGUGAGGAACCCCCUAUAUGCUCAUCCUGUGGCGUCAAGUUAACGAUCAAACACAUCAUGACCGAGUGUAACACAUACCGCGAUGCAAGGGAACACAACCAACUUCCGGAAGACAUAUUUGAAAGCCUCGGACCUAACCUACCAGUCUCCAAUAUAAUAGCCUUCCUUCAACAAUCUGGUUUGCUCAAACUAAUCUAA